UAAUCGAACACUAUAAAGCACUCUGUAGGGUUUAAAGGAUAAUGACACUUUACUCACCAGUCUGUAUUUUUAUAUUUAUUAAAGACUGAUUUUAAAAGUAUUCGCUUUUUAUUCACUGUUUGUAAGAAUGAAACAGUUUUGAUGUUUUUUCCUGAUGAAACUUGAACAGCUGUAUGGUGUAUGUAGUGAUGAGUGUGUAGUGAGUACUGCUGGGUUUGGGACAGAGCCGGAGCGCGUGACUCUGAAGGAGACUGAGAGGUGAAACCGAGCCUCUGUGUGAGACACGUGUGGAAGUGUGUGGAAGUGUGUGAGACAUGGCGGAGAUCUCGGACAGAACACUGCAGGUCGCCAUUUUGAUCUCCUUCGCCGCGGGCUUCAUGGCGGGUUGGCAGGCGAACCGAGCGCGCAGGAGAUUCCUGGACUGGAGGAAGAAACGACUACAGGACAAACUGUCAGAAACUCAGAAGAAGCUGGACCUGGCCUGAACACAAGCUGGACCAGAACCAGGAGCAGGUCCUGAACAGGUCUCGUGAAGACAGUCUUUUCCCCUCUGACGUCUGACCUGUGAACGUGGAGCUGCUGAUCCUGGAGCUGCUGAACCUGGAGCUGCUGAUCCUGGAGCUGCUGAUCCUGGAGCUGCUGAACCUGGAGCUGCUGAACCUGGAGCUGCUGAUCCUGGAGCUGCUGAACCUGGAGCUGCUGAUCCUGGAGCUCCUGAGCUUCUGUUUGUUUUUACACGAUGUUGAGAAACAGAAACACAUUCGCGACUUUACAGACGGUUACGGAGUUUUAUCUGAUUUACUGUUUUAUUAUUAUAAACUAAAAUAAAUGUUUUUGUAACUGGAUCUUUUCCAUAAGCUGUAGAAAUCAAAUCAAUGAAAUAUUUUACUUGUUCAUGUGAAUCUGCAUGUUUUGAUCAAUGAACAUAAAUAUUUUCUCUUUGUUUA
This is a messenger RNA of Silurus meridionalis, 947 nucleotides long. RefSeq names its product mitoregulin-like. The transcript is spliced from 2 exons. The record is from RefSeq and is a predicted model, not a curated record. Gene Ontology annotation, cellular component: mitochondrial inner membrane. NCBI's taxonomy places the organism in Eukaryota, Metazoa, Chordata, Actinopteri, Siluriformes, Siluridae. Gene Ontology annotation, biological process: positive regulation of mitochondrial membrane potential. Bases 315 to 485 code for a protein of 56 amino acids.